Xiphophorus couchianus (Monterrey platyfish) is the source of this 1765-nucleotide messenger RNA. RefSeq names its product activating signal cointegrator 1 complex subunit 1 (gene ascc1). Gene Ontology annotation, cellular component: nucleus. The coding region runs from base 148 to 1212 and encodes 354 amino acids. Gene Ontology annotation, biological process: regulation of DNA-templated transcription; DNA alkylation repair. The record is from RefSeq and is a predicted model, not a curated record. The transcript has 11 exons. Gene Ontology annotation, molecular function: RNA binding. NCBI's taxonomy places the organism in Eukaryota, Metazoa, Chordata, Actinopteri, Cyprinodontiformes, Poeciliidae.
CGAAGAAGUCGCUGCCAUUGCCUUAGGAAGCUACCAAGCACAUACCAAAACGUCAGCGAGAACUUUAUUCAUCACGGCUUAUUCCAAAGUGUAUGCAGAGAAACAAGGAAUAAAUCACAGAUUUUAAUUUAGGUUUGGUAGCAACCAAUGGAUGUUCUACGCCCACCGCUUAUCAACAUAAACGGCAGAAUAUAUCGAAGAAACAUAGUUAAAGAAGAACACUAUGAAGAAGAAGAAGAUUUCUCGUACAUGGGGCCAUCUGAGAGUGAAGCACUGGAAGAGGAUGAAACCUGUGACAGCCACUUCAUUGAACAAACCGAUAAGGGAUACCGCUGUGCCAUUGAUGUCCCAAGUGUUCUUUACAAAUAUAUCAUUGGGAAAAAAGGAGAAACUCGAAGACGUCUUGAGUUUGACACCAAAGCCUCAAUCAGCAUCCCGAAACAAGGAAUAGAAGGACAAAUCGUUAUCACUGCUGCCCAAAAAGCUGCAGUUUCCUCUGCGGUCACUCGAGUAGAAGUCCUUGUGGAGAGUUUCCGAAAGAAACAGCCCUUCACUCACUUUCUGUCUUUGCCUUUGAAUGACUCCAAAGUUCAAGAAGGAUUCCAGACAUUUAAAGAUGAGGUGUUGCGACAGUGUUCACAGGAUCAUGGAGUGGACGAAAGCAUCUUUCAAAACCCUGCAAAGCUUCAUUUGACAAUUGGCACUCUGGCUCUGUUAAAUGACACAGAAGUGAGAAAAGCAUGUGCACACCUCCAAGAAUGCCAAAGUUUUAUCAGGGACAUCACUGAAGGAAAGGCUCUGCUGUUGGAAGUGACGGGUAUAGAGUACAUGAAUGAUGAUCCAGCCAUGGUGGACGUCUUAUAUGCCAAAGUCAGUGUUAAAGAUGGAUGUGACAGGUUGCAGAUGAUUGCAGACCGGCUGGUGGAGCAUUUUGUCUCUGUGGGGCUGAUGGUCAGGGAGUGGGACAGAGUGAAGCUGCAUGGUACUGUCAUGAACACACUGUUCAGAAAGGACACCACAGCUGAGAACAGGGGUGGAGCAGGAAAACCAUCCACAAGUGAAAGAGAGGCUUUUGAUGCCAGGAGCAUAUUAAAGAAAUUUGGUAAUUACGGUUUUGGAGAGUUUGAGCUGAAUACUGUCCAGCUGUCACAGAGGUACUCAACAGACUGUACCGGAUACUACUCAUCUGCUGGGAGCAUAAGCUUCUCGUGACCUUUAUCCCAGCUGAGGCGUAAUAUUCUGAGGCCUUUGCUGGACACAGCAGGACAGAAAAUGAUGAUGAGCAAGUCCCAACAGAUCCAAGCAACAAAUGAAAACAUGCAGCCAAACCGUUUGCUUCCCUGCAUUGCAUUCCCUUCUGUAAUCAUCUGCUGUUUACCAAGAAUUCUUGAAGACAUCCUCAGAGCUCUUUCAUUGUGUGACAAUAUGAGCGGCUGUGAUAAGCUGCGCAGCUCAUCAGGACUCUUUAGACUCAUAUGUGUUGUUUACAUUUGUAAUACGACGGGAAUAUUUCCAGAUAAGAAAGCCUUCAAAUUGUGCUGCGUACCGCCUUGUCUGAUGUUAAUAAAAAAAAAUAUUUUCCCUGCUUCUGUGAAAACUCAAUAAGGUGGACUGGGUUUAUUAAUGUGCAUGAGUUUGGGGAGAUGAACUGGCAUCAAGUCAAUCUCUUUAUUCUUGGAGUCUGACAAACAUGACUCCUAUCUGCAGAUGUAAACCAUGCAGUGCUUUCAUGACUAAAAUAAAAAGCAGCUGCAGUUCCUGUUUU